AGAAUAUAUGCAUGUAGUUGUGUGUUUCAAGAAAAUGUUCUUCCUUUUCAACGCUUCAACUUCUGAUGUCUAGCAUGAUAUAUAUAACUGACUGAUCAUAUCCGUUCCUCUUUUGUAGGCAUACGUUUUGCCAUGGACGUCGACGCCGAUGAGAUACGCGCUUUGGCUUAUCUGAUGGCGUUUAAGACGGCUUGCGUGAAUGCACCGUUUGGUGGUUCCAAGGGUGGCAUACGUAUCGACCCGAAGAAGUAUACUGCACAAGAAUUGCAAACAAUUACGCGUCGCUAUACAAUGGAGCUAUUACGUCGCAAUAUGAUAGGUCCGGGUAUAGAUGUACCGGCACCAGAUGUGAAUACCAGCCAACGUGAGAUGAGUUGGUUGGUGGAUCAAUAUAUUAAAACUUUUGGCUAUAACGAUGUAGAUGCAUUGGCCAUCACGACUGGUAAGCCAGUAGAAAUAGGCGGUAUAAAUGGUCGCAGCGCCGCCACGGGACGUGGUCUAUUUAAGGCGGCUGAAUGUUUUAUUAUGGAUAAAGAUUGGAUGGAUUUAUUAGGCUGGAAGACUGGUUGGAAAGAUAAAACCGUGAUCGUACAAGGGUUUGGCAAUGUCGGUUCCCAUGCAUCCGUUUUUGUAGUGGAAGCCGGUGCCAAACUGAUCGGUGUUCAAGAAUUUGACGUGUCUCUAGUAAAUGAGAAUGGCAUUGAUCCAAAGGACUUAAUGGAGUAUUAUGCAAAAAAUAAUAAAUCAAUCAAGGGCUAUACCAAAGCCACCGAAAAAGAGGGCAGUUUGUUGGGUGAAAAAUGCGAUAUACUAAUGCCUUGCUCUACGCAAAAGGUUCUCACUGUCGAAAAUGCUAACAGUGUACAAGCCAAGAUGAUUUUAGAAGGCGCUAAUGGUCCUUCGACGCCAGCUGCCGAUGAAAUAUUACGUAAAAAGAAUGUACUCAUUAUACCGGAUUUGUUUUGCAAUGCUGGCGGUGUAACGGUAUCCUACUUUGAGUACUUAAAGAAUAUCAAUCAUGUAUCUUAUGGCAAAAUGAAUGUUAAACGCGAGAAAGCCAUAAUCAACGAGAUCUUUAACUCCAUGAAUGAGUGCGAGGAUAAGUUCAAGCCAAACAAAAAGUUAAAGCUCAUAAGAGACUGUACGAAGGAGGCGGAUAUUGUAGACGCAGGACUACAAACAGUUAUGGAAACUGCGGGGGCAGGCAUUAAGAUUGUGGCCAAUGAAUUCGGUCUCUGCAAUGAUUUACGCACCGCUGCCUUUAUUUACUCGAUUUCUAAGAUUUUCCGAGCCUUAGAAAUGGAGGGCAUUUCUCAACAAUAAUUACAGAAUGCGUCUGAAGUCGCUUGGCGAUUAUUUAUUUUUACAAAUUUUACAUUUAUAUAUUUAUAAGAUCCAAAGUGUA
Molecule: messenger RNA, 1405 nt
Organism: Zeugodacus cucurbitae (melon fly)
Lineage: Eukaryota; Metazoa; Arthropoda; Insecta; Diptera; Tephritidae
Product: glutamate dehydrogenase, mitochondrial-like
Exons: 4
Coding region: 133-1323 (396 amino acids)
Biological process (GO): L-glutamate catabolic process
Cellular component (GO): mitochondrion
Molecular function (GO): L-glutamate dehydrogenase (NAD+) activity
Source: RefSeq, a predicted model, not a curated record